This is a messenger RNA of Parathielavia appendiculata, 2302 nucleotides long. RefSeq lists its product as uncharacterized. The record is from RefSeq and is a predicted model, not a curated record. Bases 130 to 1827 code for a protein of 565 amino acids. NCBI's taxonomy places the organism in Eukaryota, Fungi, Ascomycota, Sordariomycetes, Sordariales, Chaetomiaceae. The transcript has a single exon.
CUAACUCGAUAAACAGCAACUCCCCUGGUCGCAGGCCUGGUGGCCUACUGGCGCAGUCUCCCCAACAUCGCCAACGGGUGGGGAGAGGAGCUUAAGAAGCCCGCCAACGUGAAGAAGCUGCUGCGCUACAUGCAACGGGUGAUCCUGGACGAGGACCUCGCCCUAGGUCUCGACAAGUCGCAGGUCUUCUUCGACGACGAGGAGGACGCGGAGUACAACUUCCCCGCCGACCACCGGAAUCUCGACAAAGUCCCCUUCAUAUGGUCCGGCACACACAGCGGCGAGAACUGCCUGGUCAAUCCGGACGCGCACCCCAGCUGCCCACGUGGCAAGAUCGAGGACUUAGAGCCCUUCGGCGCCGGGUGCUCGCAGCCGGGAACACCAUCGCAGAGGCUUGCCAGGCGUGCCGGCGUGUGCGUCGUGCGACCGGGCAACGGCGGCGGCCGCGGGCCAGGCGCCAUCGGCGACCCCAUCACCUUCAGACCGGGUCCGGCGUCGCCGACGUGCGUCCCGGGAUCCCCCGGCUGCGGCACACUCUGCAGGGGCUACUACUGUGUGCCACAGCCGACGGGUUUCCCGCCGGAUCGCUGGGACCCGGAGGACCCGGCGCACCAGCCGACGAGGAGGACAACGGCAACGCCGACGCGCUCCCUGCCCACGCCGAGCAGUACGUCGUGCGCCUCGUACACAACCACGACCGUGUGCAACGGCAGUGGCGGGCGAUCCGUGUGCGUCCCGUCCAGCUCGUGCGCGACACCAACGCUACCACCGCUCGACGAGGAUGGGCCGUACAGCGGGCCCGGGUGCGCGACGUACACGCCGACGACCGUCUGCAACGGCAGCGGCGGGCGAUCCGUGUGCGUUACCGGCAGAAUCUGCAUCCCGACGCACGCGCCGUGCCCAGCCUGGCCCACCAUCGGCACGCCCCGGUGCCCGCCCGAUUUCCCCACCUGCCUGCGGACAACUCAGGUAACGCUGUGUGCGCUGAAACAGCGGACUGUCGAGGCGCGCUUGACGCCGCCGCCUUCCCCGCCUACGCCCACACCCACUCCGCCGGCGGCGGCUCAAGCGGUCGGUGGCCGCUUCUUCCAGCGCCGCGACCAACCACAGCAGCAGCAGCAACAACAACAACAAAAGCCAACAGUGCCAUUAGAGCCCGUACUAAUACCAGAAGACGCGACUCUCGACGACCUUGUCCCGGCAGCGGCGGUAGCUGACAACAACGGCAUCAGCACCGACAACACCACUUCCGUCCUCGACCUCGAACUCGCCCCAUUCGCCCUCAAUAAACGCCAAGACAUCCCCUGGGGCUGCGGCGGUCACGAGACAGGCGGCUGCACCGUGUACACCGAUUGCCAGCAGGGCUUCUGCGCGCGGGCGGAGCGGGUAUCCUGCGUCUUGGCUUUGAUCCGCAUUGAGAUGCACCCGAUCGACACCGAGGUCAUGCUGUCCGUCUACGAGAACGGCGAGCUCAUGUGCUCGCGCUCCAUAAAGUGCCUGACCAUCCUCUCGCCGGACUGUCUGAUUGACCAGUCUGGUGGGGAGUUUGAUUGCGGGACCGGCAGGGUUACGUCGUGGGAAAACGGCUUGUCGACGGUGGUGUAUGUCUCGGGCGCUGGGCGUAGGUAUGUUAUGUACCUGGGCCAGGAGGGCGGGGACCAGUUCCGCCCGUGCCAGGUCGCGGGGCGGUUGAUUGCGCUUUGUGUCGAUAGUGACUGGGCUGGGUACGAUGGGCUUUGUCGGACGUUGUUGAAGCCGCGGGAGCGGCGCUUGGAGCUGGGAAUGGGGCGGUGGGUGAAUGAGACGGUGCCGGUGCUGGAGUCGUGAUGGUGUGAGGCGACUAUCUUUUCUUCUUUUCCUUUCUUUUCUUUCCUCUCUCUUCUCCUUCUCUUCCUUACUGUAACUUGGAGUGGAAGUGUUCAUACUCGACAGUGGCGUGUGCCGCACUGUGAAGCAGUUUGAUGCCUGACGGGAAGGAUUUGGUCGAGGAGAAGCCGUCGUCGCCGACCGUUUCGGUGGGUUGUGCUCAGCGGCCGGCCCGAUUGCUGCGGCUUUCGGCCGCCGACGGAAGAAUUGUCGCAUUCCGCCGCCGAAGGGAACCUGCCACCAUGGCAACAAAAAACAAGGCACACCAAAAUCAACCACACCAAAAUUCCAUCAUGAACAAGACUACCAAAACAGCUCCCAAACAGUUCAAACUAAUUGCCUGUCAUCCCUCCUUCUAAUUCUAAACAUUCCUUGAAGAUUUGAGGGAUCUCAUCCACCCAACCGUUGAUAGUUUCCUGUUUGACUGCGGCCCAGC